Laetiporus sulphureus 93-53 is the source of this 632-nucleotide messenger RNA. RefSeq lists its product as uncharacterized. NCBI's taxonomy places the organism in Eukaryota, Fungi, Basidiomycota, Agaricomycetes, Polyporales, Laetiporaceae. The record is from RefSeq and is a predicted model, not a curated record. The annotation marks the transcript as partial. The transcript is spliced from 3 exons.
GGGCACCACAGAGAAGAAUGCGUAUUGUGAGACAUGCAGUUUGUCUUCGGUAGAUUGCGUCAGACACAACGCGUACAUCAAAGCCGCCGUGCCCGUCCUUCACAUCGGCUACUUUAGACACACCAUCUCGAUCCUUCAAUGUAUAUGCAAGACCUGCGCGCGCGUGCUGCACGAGGAGCCCGACCGGCGGACGUACCUCAGGCGCUUUCGCCGACCAAAUCUCGAGAACAUCCAGUGGCAGGUGCUCUGCAAAGCCGUCAACGCGCGCGCGCGACAAUGUAUAGCCCAUACUGCUCGGCGCGAACGGCACAGUGAGGAAGGUGGGCGCGCUCAAGAUCAUACGCGACAAGUUCCGCGCGAAGAAGACCGCGGAAGAGAUGGAGAAGUCGAAGACGACGUUCGCGCCGGCGGUCGAAGUACAGAAGUAGCUGGGCAUGUACUCUUGGAAUUUUCCCGGCCGGACACUGCGGUAGCAGUCCGUGCCCAUUUCAGUUCCCCAGCGACCUCUUUAGAGUGCGUAUGAGUUGUGUAAACAGCUGGGGAACUGACUACCUAGGUACCGCUUCCGACGUGUUUCACCACCGCAAAAACUUUGUGCUCGGCACGCCAGGUGGUGCAUGAAGACUUGAAUG